Messenger RNA from Tympanuchus pallidicinctus (lesser prairie-chicken), 1983 nucleotides. RefSeq names its product flavin-containing monooxygenase 5-like. Gene Ontology annotation, molecular function: N,N-dimethylaniline monooxygenase activity; flavin adenine dinucleotide binding; NADP binding. NCBI's taxonomy places the organism in Eukaryota, Metazoa, Chordata, Aves, Galliformes, Phasianidae. Bases 31 to 1620 code for a protein of 529 amino acids. The record is from RefSeq and is a predicted model, not a curated record. The transcript has 8 exons.
GCUGGUCGCGGCAAAGCAUCGGAGGGCAGCAUGGCGAGGCGGGUGGCCAUCAUCGGUGGGGGCAGCAGUGGGCUGUGCGCCAUCAAAGCCUGCCUGGAUGAAGGGCUGGAGCCCGUCUGCUUCGAGAGAAGCGGGGACAUCGGGGGGCUAUGGAGGUUUGAGGAGAAGCCUGAGGAGGGCCGCGCCAGCAUCUACCGCUCCGUCAUCAUCAACACUUCCAAGGAGAUGAUGUGCUUCAGCGACUUCCCCAUCCCCGACGACUUCCCCAACUACAUGCACCACUCCAAGAUCAUGGAGUACUUCCGCAUGUACGCGCGGCGCUUCGACCUGCUCCGCCACAUCCGCUUCAGGACCAGCGUGCGCCGCGUGGCCAAGCGCCCUGACUUCGCCACCACGGGCCGCUGGGAGGUGGAGACCGAGAGCGAGGGCAAGCAGGAGUCAGCCAUCUUCGAUGCCGUGAUGGUGUGCACCGGGCACCAUUGUGAAGCACACCUCCCGCUGCACACCUUCCCUGGCAUUGAGAAGUUCAAGGGCCGCUAUCUCCACAGCCGUGACUACAAGGAACCCCAGGAGUUCAUGGACAAGAGGGUCGUUGUCAUUGGGAUUGGGAAUUCAGGGUCAGACCUGGCCGUGGAGAUCAGCCAAGCGGCCAAGCAGGUCUUCCUCAGCACCCGCCGAGGUGCAUGGGUCUUGAACCGCGUAGGACAGCAGGGCUACCCCAUAGACACCAUCAUCACCACUCGCAUGAAGAUAAUCUUGAAGUAUCUGCUGACCGCCUCUGUAGCAAGCGACUACACAGAGAAGCAGCUGAACAUGAGAUUUGACCACAUAAACUACGGCCUGAAGCCAAAUCACAGGGUCCUCGACCAGCACCCAACUAUCAAUGACGACCUGCCCAACCGCAUCAUUUCGGGCAGGGUGCUGGUGAAGCCGAACGUCAAGCAGUUCACAGAAACAUCUGCCAUUUUUGAAGAUGGCACUAAGGAAGACAUAGAUGCUGUAGUCUUUGCCACUGGGUACAGCUUCUCCUUCCCCUUCCUUGAGGGCUACGUGAAGGUGGUGGAGAACCAGGUCUCUCUCUACAAGUAUGUGUUCCCUGUUGACCUGGAGAAGCCAACACUGGCUUUCAUUGGCUACAUCCAGCCUCUGGGAGCCAUCAUGCCCAUCGCAGAGAUGCAGAGUCGCUGGGCCACCCGUGUCUUCAAGGGGCUGAACAAACUGCCACCCAGGCACAACAUGGAAGCUGACAUCAAGCACAAGAAAGAGGAGAUGGCCAAGCGGUACGUGGCCAGCCGGCGGCACACCAUCCAGGUGGAUUACAUUCCCUACAUGGACGAGCUCGCCAGCCAGCUGGGUGCCAAGCCCAACCUGCUGUUGCUCUUCCUCACUGACCCCAAGCUGGCAGUGGAGGUGCUGCUGGGGCCCUGCACGCCCUACCAGUACCGCCUGCGUGGCCCAGGUGCAUGGCAGGGUGCCCGGGCGGCCAUCCUGUCCCAGCACCAGCGCAUUGUUCAACCCCUGCAGACACGGCAUGUGGAGAAGCACACCUCCACCAUGCCAUUCCUCCUCAAGCUGGCUGGGGCCCUGGCAGUCUUCGCUGUCAUCUUUACCUACCUGUAGGCUGCUGCACUCUGCCUGGUGGGGUUGGUAAUGCUUGGGGGGCUACACAAUCCCACAGCAGUCAUGCCCCUCACAUCAGGGAACUCUCCGCUUGUUGGCACAGCCCCACACAAUGAGUGUACUGCACCAGACCCUCCCAGGUGGGGCAGACCCAAAAAGUACCCUGUGGCAACCCUGGGAUGAAGGAAAAACCCUUUCUCAUGUGGAGGAAUGCCCUGUCCUGUUUAGGUAUUGCCGUUGGCUGAGCAUAGGCCCUUCUGUCAUCUGUAAUUCCAACCUGCAUCCACUGAUUACAUUCAUAUGGUUUCUACACAGCAAAGAUAUAGCAAAGUUUCUAAUCAGAUUAAAGUGUUUUCAACAGAA